Messenger RNA from Phaethon lepturus (White-tailed tropicbird), 2888 nucleotides. RefSeq names its product non-SMC condensin II complex, subunit G2 (gene NCAPG2). The transcript is spliced from 22 exons. The record is from RefSeq and is a predicted model, not a curated record. NCBI's taxonomy places the organism in Eukaryota, Metazoa, Chordata, Aves, Phaethontiformes, Phaethontidae. The annotation marks the transcript as partial. Gene Ontology annotation, biological process: mitotic sister chromatid segregation. Gene Ontology annotation, cellular component: condensin complex; nucleus.
GGAAGAAGAUUCUUGAGCUUUUUAUUUAGCUGGAAUGUAAACUUCAUUAAAAUGAUACAUGGAACUGUUAAAAACCAAUUACAAUUUUUUCCAAGAUCCUUGAUGGAAUACAUUUCAGAAGUUUACUUCAGGGCCUGGAAGAAAGUUUCAGGAGAAUUCUUAGAGAUAUUUGAAUAUAACUGCAUUCAGGAUUUCAUGCAUCAUGGAAUUCAUCUUCCCAGAAGUUCUUCUGUUCAUUCUAAAGUUAGAGAGAUGCUGAGUUAUUUUCAUAAACAAAGUAAAGUUCGUCAAGGAGUUGAAGAAAUGCUCUAUAGGUUGUAUCAACCUAUCCUUUGGAGAGCACUGAAGGCCAGAAAUUCAGAAGUUCGAUCAAAUGCAGCAUUUUUGUUUGUUGAUGCCUUUCCUGUUCGCGACCCCAGUUUUAACACUGAAGAGAUGGACAAUGAAAUUCAGAAACAGUUUGAAGAACUUUUUAGUCUCUUAGAAGAUCCUCAUCCAGUUGUCCGCUCUACAGGGAUACUCGGGGUUACUCAGAUAACAUCCAAAUACUGGGAGAUGAUUCCUCCAACAAUUCUUGCUGAUCUUUUAAAAAAACUAACUGGAGAGCUGGCGUAUGAUGUAUCAUCUGCUGAUGUUCGAUGCUCUGUUUUUAAAUGCCUACCGAUAAUUUUGGACAACAAACUAAGUCAUCCAUUACUGGAACAGCUCCUGCCAGCAGUCAAACACAGUCUUCAUGACAAUUCAGAGAAAGUGCGAGUGGCUUUUAUUGAUAUGCUGCUGAAAAUUAAGGCUACCAAGGCUGCUAAGUUCUGGAAAAUAUGUCCCAUGGAGCAUCUUCUGACUCGUCUUGAAGUUGAUUCACGGCCUGUGUCACGACGCAUAGUGAAUCUCUUAUUCAACUCUUUCUUUCCCAUUAACCAACCUGAGGAUGUGUGGUGUGAGCGCUGUGUUACUCUAAUCCAGAUGAAUUCAGCAGCGGCUAGAAAGUUCUAUCAAUAUGCUUAUGAAUAUACUGCCCCCACCAACAUAGCUAAAUUGAUGCUUACUAUUCGGCGCUGCUUGAAUGCCUGCAUCCAGAAAGGAAUGAAAGAGAGUCUUCAUGAUAGUGAUGAUGAUGAUGAAAGUGAAAAGGAGAAUACAAGUGUGUUGAAUAAUGUGUUGUCAAUAAAUGAUGUGGCCAGCAUGGCAAGUUUACUGGAGAUUACCGUAAUUCUCUGGAGAAGUAUUCACAAAGCACUAGAUAACAAUGAAGAUGCCAAAGAUUAUGCGAUCAGAAAAUUUGCUUCUGUACUUCCUGAGUAUUUUAAAGUAUUUAAGGAUGAGCGUUGUGUGACUCCAUUGGUUAUUCUGGCAUCCUUUAUGCCCCCUGCUUCUAUUCCUACAUUCAGCUGUGGUGUGAUCUCCAGACUACGAAAUAUUGACAGUGGAGCUGACCAAAGCAAAUAUUCUACCCUGAUAGACUGCAUGUGUCGCUGGGGUCAAGUGGGACAUGUUAUGGAAUUAGCCUGGGAUUGGUUGUCUGACACACUAACCCCAAGAAAGAGCAUUAAAACAUCUGAACGACGAGUACGUAUCCAUGUAACACAUGAAUCGAAGCCAGAAUUAGCAAUUGAUUACAUUGAAUAUUUAUUGAUUCAUCCUGUUAAUCGUGGUUGCCUGCUCUCUGUUCCUGAAAAGAAACUGAAGAAGCUUUUGAAAACUCUCAGUGCUGCAAAGGAGGUUCUUGGCUCAAUGCUGAAAGCAACUGAUGCAGGUUCUGGCAGCUGCAAUCAAGCAACUGGCCUAAGAGCCUUCAGCCUCUUUUGCAGGUUGAGUAUUCAUCUUCAGAACAAGUUUUCUGAAGAAGGAAAAGAUUACCUGUCACUUCUGAAGGAGACAGGUGCUUGGAUAGAAAGUCAAGUUGUACCUUUUAUACUAGCAAGUGAUCAAGAGGAUGGCAUUUCUAAACACAGUAAUGUUUCUGAAUUAAUUAUCCAGGCCUACCUGACAGUAUGUAAAGAUGUCAUAAUGGUUGGCCUUGGAAAUCUCACGUUUCAAGCACACCUUUUAGAUAUGGCUCUUUCAGUUAUACAAACAGAGAGAGGUGGCUUUUGUGCUCCAGUGUUACUGUAUGCUCUGAAAGAAAUUAUUGAAGCUUCUUUGACUCAGAAUACUGAGACAGAUGAAGUGGCAAAUCUUUUCCAUGCUGUACAGACAGUCUUCCAGAAAGUUUUAGAAUGUGUGGCACGUAGACUCAAGAAACAGCAGGAAGAAGGAAUUCAGUUGAUUCACUCUAUUCAAAUGCCUCUUGGAGAAUUCAUACAUGCAGUCCAGUGCUGGCAUUCACCUUGCCCAGCAGUUCACCAAGGUGUACUCUCUACUAUCCUGGCUGCAAUAGUAGCAGAGAUAAACUAUGUGCUACAGAAGGUUUCCAGUGAAAAAGACUUAACUAUACCAAAGACUAUUUCAGACCUUCCUCCUCUUUCAAGCAGUUUAAUGACUAUAAUUAUGAAGUCAGUUAAUGUUGUCAGGGCAUUUUUAAAUGAAUUAAUGGAAUGCAUUCUCUCUGAAGAAAUUGAGGGGAUUUUUAGUCUAACAGCUACUGUCUGCAUUGUGAUUAUAAUUAAAGGUAAGCACAAGACUUCACUUCUAAAGGAUAUUGCACCUGCUAUUCAAAGGAAACUGAUAACAUGCAAGGAUGCUGCUACAGAAGAAUCCAGCAGCACUGAAAGAAGCCUGUAUGAAUCAUGUCUGAAAAUUUUGGAUGAAUUUUUGAAUCCUGGACCACAUGGAAGCUUUUGUCAUGAAAAUUAAAGGAAGGAAGAUGUAGUGUUUUUUAACAAAGAUUAUCUUGUAAAUUUAAAGUUUGUUUUCUGUUAUUUUGUAUGUUUAAAGCAAUCAAAAUGUAU